Molecule: messenger RNA, 738 nt
Organism: Bipolaris zeicola 26-R-13
Lineage: Eukaryota; Fungi; Ascomycota; Dothideomycetes; Pleosporales; Pleosporaceae
Exons: 2
Coding region: 1-738 (245 amino acids)
Source: RefSeq, a predicted model, not a curated record
AUGGCACCAACGGCUUCAGCGACAGCAGCGUUACCUACACUGACCCAAAGCGGUGCGCGAGUCGCCCUGCAAGCAGCAGAGCAACAUGCCAUUGAAGUUGGUGUGCCAAUGAGCAUCGCCGUGGUUGACGCGCACACUCAUCUCCUGUCGUUCACACGCAUGGAUGGCGCCAAAAUUACCUCCAUAAAUACUGCCAUGGACAUGGCUUUUACCGCCGCCGGAAAUCGAAUCCCCACCUCCGCAUACCAAGAAACACCAUGGCCGGGCAGCGCUACAUCUGGCAUUGGCAAUGCUAUUUCAGGACGCUUCACUACACUUGGUGGUGGCGUACCCAUUCUGUCAGUAGAGGGCGACAUACUUGGCGCGAUUGGCUGCUCAACGGGCACAAGCAUGCAGGAUGAGGCUGCGGCGAAGGCGGGGCGAGAUGCGGUGCUUGAACUUAUCAGGAAAGAGAAGGAAGCCGAAGAGGCACGAUUACAUGAGGAGAGGCAGGCCGUGCUUGCAUUGUGGAAGGAAAAAGAAGAAGAAGUCGGUAACCUAAGAGAGGAACUUGAGGUCAUGGACCGCAGCAGCAAAAGAAUGAGAUUCGACGGUGGCCGAUCAGGUAGCGCAAGCGUCGCCGGAAGUCUAGCGGGCAGAAGAUUGAGCGCACAAGGUGGGCUGGCACCAGACACGCCGCCCGACGAGAUCGAGCUGCAUCCCAGUUUUGUUGGUGAAGUCUCUGUCGGACGGUAUUGA